AUGAGGCCUGAUGAGAUCAGUGACCCUGAGCCCCCUACCCGUCUUCUCCAGGUAUCCCCACUCUUCGGCACCAUCUAUGACGCCGUCUUCUUGUUGGCUGGGGGCGUGGCCCGAGCGCGGGCGGCCGCAGGUGGCAGCUGGGUGUCGGGAGCAGCCGUGGCCCACCACGUCCAGGAUGCCCAGGUCCCUGGCUUCUGUGGGGCUCUGGGAGGAGCUGAGGAGCCUCCGUUUGUACUACUGGACACAGAUGCGGCUGGAGACCAGCUGUUCGCCACAUACGUGCUGGACCCCACUCGGGGCUCCUUCUACUCCGCUGGGACCCCAGUGCAUUUCCCUAGAGGGGGAAGGGGGCCUGGGCCUGACCCUUCGUGUUGGUUUGACCCAGACGUCAUCUGCAACGGAGGUGUGGAGCCCGGCCUCGUCUUUAUCGGCUUUCUCUUGGUGGUUGGGAUGGGGCUGACAGGGGCCUUCCUGGCCCAUUAUUUUAGGCACCGGCUACUUCACAUCCAGAUGGUCUCUGGCCCCAACAAGAUCAUCCUGACUCUGGACGAUAUCACUUUCAUCCACCCACAAGGGGGAAGCUCUCGAAAGGUGGCCCAGGGAAGUCGACUGAGUCUGGCCACCCGCAGCGUGUCAGACAUUCGCAGUGUCCACAGCCAGGCCCCGGACAGCACAAACAUUGGCCUCUAUGAGGGAGACUGGGUUUGGCUGAAGAAAUUCCCAGGGGAUCAGCACAUAGCUAUCCGCCCAGCAACCAAGACUGUAUUUUCCAAGAUCCGGGAGCUCCGGCAUGAGAACUUGGCCCUCUACCUGGGGCUCUUCCUGGCUGGGGGAGCAGGCGGCCCUGCGGCCCCCGGGGAGGGCACGCUGGCUGUGGUCUCAGAGCACUGUGCCCGCGGCUCCCUCCAAGACCUCCUCGCCCAGAGAGACAUAAAGCUGGACUGGAUGUUCAAGUCCUCCCUCUUGCUAGACCUCAUCAAGGGAAUAAGAUAUCUGCACCAUCGAGGCGUGGCUCACGGGCGGCUGAAGUCACGGAACUGCGUGGUGGACGGGAGGUUCGUGCUUAAGAUCACGGACCAUGGUCAUGGGCGACUGCUGGAAGCGCAGAGGGUGCUACCGGAGCCUCCCAGCGCGGAGGACCAGCUAUGGACAGCCCCGGAGCUGCUUCGGGACCCGGCCCUGGAGCGCCGGGGAACGCUGGCCGGGGACGUCUUCAGCCUGGGCAUCAUCAUGCAGGAGGUGGUGUGCCGCAGCGCCCCCUACGCCAUGCUGGAGCUGACUCCCGAGGAAGUGGUGAAGAGGGUGCAGAGCCCCCCUCCACUGUGUCGGCCCUCAGUAUCCAUGGACCAGGCGCCCAUGGAGUGCAUCCAGCUGAUGAAACAGUGCUGGGCAGAGCAGCCGGAACUUCGGCCCUCCAUGGACCGCACCUUCGACCUGUUCAAGAGCAUCAACAAGGGCCGGAAGAUGAACAUCAUUGACUCGAUGCUGCGGAUGCUGGAACAGUACUCCAGUAACCUGGAGGACCUGAUUCGAGAGCGCACAGAGGAGCUGGAGCUGGAAAAGCAGAAGACAGACCGGCUGCUCACACAGAUGCUGCCUCCGUCUGUGGCUGAGGCUCUGAAGAUGGGGACACCUGUGGAGCCUGAGUAUUUUGAGGAGGUGACACUUUACUUCAGUGACAUCGUGGGUUUUACCACCAUCUCAGCCAUGAGUGAGCCCAUUGAAGUGGUGGACCUGCUCAACGACCUCUACACGCUCUUUGAUGCCAUCAUUGGCUCCCACGAUGUCUACAAGGUGGAGACAAUUGGGGACGCCUAUAUGGUGGCCUCCGGGCUGCCCCAGCGGAACGGGCAGCGACAUGCAGCAGAGAUCGCCAACAUGGCUCUGGACAUCCUCAGUGCCGUGGGCUCCUUCCGAAUGCGCCACAUGCCGGAGGUGCCUGUGCGCAUCCGCAUCGGCCUGCACUCGGGUAACUCCCCGCCCUCCCAGGUUCCCCAGCCCAUCUCCCUCUUUAGGGCAAACUCGGGGAGUGAUGGGGCAGGGGCUGUUCUUGAAGCCACCUUUGCCCACCAGGCACUCCUGUCUUACCGCAUCCACGUGAACAUAAGCACCGUGAGGAUUCUGUGCGCACUAAAUGAGGGCUUCCAGACUGAGGUGCGGGGCCGCACGGAGCUGAAGGGCAAGGGCGCCGAGGACACGUACUGGCUGGUGGGCAGACGCGGCUUCAACAAGCCCAUCCCCAAACCGCCCGACCUGCAACCCGGGGCCAGCAACCACGGCAUCAGCCUGCAGGAGAUCCCUGCUGAGCGGCGCCAGAAGCUGGAGAAGGCAAGGCCUGGCCAGUUUUCUGGAAAGUGAAGCCCGGCCUGGGACAGGAUUAUUCUGCAAGAUCCUUUUCCUGAAAGUUGCUGCUAUAGGUGACCAAGAGUCUGACUAAUACCAGUGACUUCUAUCCAGCUCGGCCUCAAAGGAUUCUGGGCCUUUACAAGAGCUUGUUGCGAGUCAGCUGUGUGACCUUGGGAAAGCCUCACGCACUCUCUCGGCUUCCCCUCCAUGCUGCAGUGAAGAGUGGCCUAGGUGGUUUCCACACCCCCUUGACUCUGACAGCUGGGCUUCAGGAUGGUUGGCCUUGGGAUAUGGGGUACUGGGCAUGUGGCCUUCAGCCCCAGUGACCCUGAGCCCAUCAGGGGAUGUUGGGGUGGGGGAUCCUCCACUUUGCAGGGCCUCUCAAGGCCCCAGGAGGAAGGAUCUGGGAUUGGAUGCCCCAACCCCAGAGAAGGUGGAGAUCUUGUGUUCCACCAGAGCAGCGGUUGUCAUGUGGCCUGUGGAUUUGAGGGUUUCUGUUUAGCCACAAGCAUCCUUCCCUUCUCCACUCCCCACCAGUCAGAGACUGGCUCCUUCGCCUGGGGUAUAACCACAUGACUGGCCCAAGUGCAGAGAAAACUUGCUUCAAGGCUUGGGGGAAAGAAAGGGAAACAAAUCACACCAAACCUCUACUAACCAGAACACCCAGGAGUGGCAGUGUUCUCUGUUGAACUGGGCGCUGCUGAGCAGGCAGUUGGACAGAAAAUCCUCCCUGCUUAGAUCUUUGCCACAAGCGUCAGCCCCUCCCAACCUGGUAAGUCCCCGGCUGAAGUUUCUUUUGUGGACCUCUGAUGUUCCAGAGCCUGGACCUUGGCAUGUUGAACUCCAGGUGUCCUUCAUCACUGCUGCAGACCCUGGCAGAGCUUAGCAGCAGCUGCAGCCACCCAGGCUGCCACUCGAGAUAGUGAGCCUCCAGUCCCUGGAGGUGUGCAAGCAGAACUGGAGACAUCUUUGAGCAGGCAUAGAACCGUCAGAAUUCUAGGUGGAAGGAUGAACUAAAUCGUCAUCUUGCCAAAUGUGGUUGGUGGGCCAGCAGCAGCAACAUCAGAUGGGAGCUUAUUAGAAAUGCAGAAUCUCAGGCCUAGAUGUAUUAAGUCACAAUCUGCAUUUUAACAAGUUCCCUCAGAGUACUUAUAUGCACAUUACAGCUUCCAGAUCACGGAACUAAAUGAUCCCAGGAUCCCUAAAUCUCAGAAUCGCUAAGAUUUCAUACAAACCAGGCGAGAAACUAGCCCUGAGACUUGUUUUCAAUGGUCAACGGGGUGGUUUGGGUUUGGGGUUGAGCUAGCAGUUAAAAAUCAAGAAAUAACACAUUGUAAAAAUGUCUACCAAGUUCCCGUCUUCUCUGAAAUCAAAAGCCCCACACAGGGGCAACUGCUGACUUCCCGCUGGAGCUAAAGAUAGAUCAUCCCCUCAUCCCCUCUCUCCAGGGUUUCACUCUUCCAUUUUCACAGUGCCCACCACUUCCCUUGGACUCCAAGACACCAAGAUCUUCUUAACAUCCCUUAUGUAACAGUCUGGCAUCUGUAGGCAUUGGAGCUCAGGACUCUGGACUGGCUGAUGUUAGGAUUACAGGCGCUCCUGGUGGUUGCUUUGCCUGACUCAUGAACUCUGCAAGCUUAAUGGUCUUCCCCUCCUUCGUAAAGGCAGAGAAAGAACGUAUAAGAAAACCUAAAAUCCAGCACUUGUAGGUUCUGGUUACUUAAGGUGGUGCUGCUAUAGUGAGUAAUAUAGUACAAUUAAAAAAAAACAUUUUCCACUGAGUUUGGAGAUGAUGAAUUAAAGAUUUUUUUUAAAACCCUGAUGUGCACGCGCACACACACACACACAAUUUAUUUUUUAAAGUAUGUACAUUCUUAACCAUCUCUCUUCAGAUUUUUCUCUGUACUUAGGUCCCAGGGAUUGAGGGCAGACUGCACUGUGAGCACUGGACCUGACAGCCUUUUCCCUCCUUCCUUCUCCACCCUGGCCCCGCCCUUUCCUGUCCUUCCCUCCCUGCCUGCGAGGGGCCUCUGGUAGUUAAUGGCCUUGAUUGAGGGGCGCUUCAGGAAAGAGUUGUGCAGGAGGAUUAGUGUGAACUGGCUGAGGCAGGGCAUCACCCAGAGGGCAGGAGGAGGAGCUGGGGCCCAAACUCAGUCUGGGGCAGAGGUGGGGCAGGCAGGGCUGAGGGGGUCCCUUCUCACCCUCAGCUCCGCCUUGUUCCCAGGACUCCAUCUCAGAUAUGCCCAUGUGAUGUGACUCGGGGAGAAGCUGGUAAAGGAGGCUGUCCUCCUCCCCAGCUGGGAGAACUCAGGGCCGCCCACCCCAGAGCUUACAGAGCUGGCAGGAGAAGAGAAGGGAAGUCAUUCAGCCUCAGUCUCCUCUGUGCCCCUGGUCUCUCCCUGCCCGGCAGUUUCUCCCUGACUUUCUCCUCCUUUUCCAUGGAACCUGUUUUCCUAGGCCCCAAUCUCCUAGAGCCCUGCUGCCCAAGUCCUCUCCACCUCAUCACCCUGCUGUUCCUGGGACCCAGGCAACUCCCAGCUCAGAGAGCACCUGGCUUGGCCACUAGGCACUCCCCACCCUCGGAUGUGUUUACACUGCCUCUGCCUGCUGGCCAGUGCCAGGAGCCCACGCCUGGGGCUGUCCCUGCCUUCGGGAUGGUCCUCUAGCCGGGCCCAGGUUUGGCCAAAGCAGGAACCUCCCGCAGCUGCUGCUGCUGCUUCCAUCCCAAAGCAGGGAUGCCACAGCAGGUCCUGGGGCUCCUCUGGAGCCUUUUGUCUGUGCUGCUCCUCAGGGUCUGGGCCCUGCUCCCCGUCCCCAUCCGCAGGGGACCCCAGGCACCCCCACUGGGGAAUCUGUGAUGCUGUGUUGUGGGGCUGUGUCCACCGGGCUCUUCUGGACUGUGCCCUCUGGACACCAGGCCGUGUGCCAUGGUGUUGGGUCCUGGUGGGGUGGGGGCUGAAAUAAAGGUCUGCUUUCUU
Vicugna pacos (alpaca) is the source of this 5324-nucleotide messenger RNA. Lineage: Eukaryota; Metazoa; Chordata; Mammalia; Artiodactyla; Camelidae. The record is from RefSeq and is a predicted model, not a curated record.